AUGGUGACUUCUACCCACCUGCUGUGGCUCCUGGCUGUGGCCUGCUUGGUUCCCAGAGCUCAGUCCUUGGCUCCUCAAGGCUUUGAGGAAGAGGAGGAGGAAGAUGAGACACUAAGGACACGCUCGUCGUCUGUGCCCUGUGACUACGACCACUGCCGUCACCUGCAGGUGCCUUGCAGGGAGCUGCAGAGGGCCGGGCCCAGUGCCUGCCUGUGCUCUGGGCUCUCCAGUCCGGACCAGCCGCCGGACCCACCGCGCCUAGGAGAAGUGCGCAUGGUGGCCGAGGAGGGCCGCGCUGUCGUCCACUGGUGCGCUCCCUUCUCCCCCGUCCACGAAUACUGGCUGCUGCUUUGGGAAGGCCGCGGGGCUCCCCAGAAGGGGGUCCCCUUCAACUCGACCGUCCGAAAAGCUGAAUUGAAGGCCCUGCAGCCUGGGGGGGCUUAUGUCGUUUGCGUGGUUGCUGCCAACGAGGCGGGAGAAAGCAGCGUGCCUGGCGUCGAGGAGAGCCUUGAAGGGGCCAGCUUUCCUGCCUUCGGGCCCUGCGGCCGGCUGGCCGUGCCCCCCAGGCCGCAAACCCUGGUCCACGCGGCCGUGGGCGUGGGCACAGCGCUGGCCUUGCUCAGCUGCUCGGCCUUGGUCUGGCACUUCUGCCUGCGGGAUCGCUGGGGCUGUCCCCGCCGAGAGGCCGCCAGGGCCGCCGCGGGGCUCUGA
Orycteropus afer afer is the source of this 711-nucleotide messenger RNA. It is a transcript of the gene LRRN4CL, whose product is annotated as LRRN4 C-terminal like. Bases 1 to 711 code for a protein of 236 amino acids. Gene Ontology annotation, molecular function: protein binding. The record is from RefSeq and is a predicted model, not a curated record. The transcript has a single exon. NCBI's taxonomy places the organism in Eukaryota, Metazoa, Chordata, Mammalia, Tubulidentata, Orycteropodidae.